CUUUGGCCAACAACACUCAUGAUCUAGAUGCAAUCACGAACAAUAAAAAAAGCGUUCCGCAGAAUGAAAAGAAAAAAUGCAGAAUUUGUAGCGGAAGUAAGGUAGUUCUUUGAGGUACAUAAAAUCGAAAAAUAAUGGAGUAGAAAGUGCUUUUGACCGAUCGACCAAGCAGGUUGCCAUUGGCAACGCUGGAUUUAAGGCUAUGAGCUUUCGAUUGGUGCAGAGCUUUCUCCUAUAUGGACUGCGUCGCAUUAAAAGCUUCGUGUUCGUCCUUUUCUUGUCUCGUUGUUUCCGUUCUUUUAUUUAGUUUAUAUAUCUAUAAGUCUGAUACAAGAGUUAUCUUAAAAUGUGAAGCCUUACCGGCUCGAUUUAUGAUCCGACAUCGUGGACAGCGGUAGUUACGAUAAAUUUCCACGUUGACGACCAACGAUUCGUCGCGACACGCUGAAACGAACGAUGAAUAAUCGCGGGACACGUUCGAUAUAAACAAGAACGUUAUAAAAGUAAUUUAUGAGGAGAUAAGCGAUACAGGACGAGCCGGGGCGUUUUAAAACACACGGGGUGCGAUUCCGUCAUCAUGGCGGUGACCGUUCGAACAGAGAGAUCGAGGCCAUUUCUGGGCGGCUGGAGGAGCAAAGUUACCGGGAAACUCUAUUACAACGUGUACACGCAGACCGACAAAAACGAAAGGACCGCGGAGAAAAGAGCGCAGACGGAGUUUACAGUCGACAAAUUUACGGACAUGCAACGCGACGUGGGGUUGCAGGUGAAUUUCUUUCCCGAUGUUCGGGACAGGCUCUUAGAAGCCAGCAGUCAUUCACGGCAAUCCCCUGGAUCUCGCCAGGAUCCCGUCGACGAGAGGAUCCUGAACAGCGUCGUAAAGAUACAGAGGUUUUACAGGUUACGGCGUGGGCAAACCGCGCCACUUCCGGUACGCGUCGGGAACACGGAGGAGCAUCAAGUAGAGGAGUGGUACGAUAGCCAGGAUUUCGUGAUACUAAACCGCACGUGGCCGAGAACGAGGACGGACUUCGAGUUGCUGUACAAUCUCGUGGACCGUUGGCGAAUCCAUGAAACAGAGAGGGCGAGCUCGCAGCUGUUCGAGCCGGCCAGGAUCGCGUUUUCCGGUCUAAUCCUGUCGAAGGAGGUGGAACUAUUGCGAGCGAUCGACGCGAUGAAAACGACGGCGAAACGAAGUAGGAAGGAGAGGACGUGCAGGAAGUUCCUGGACGAGUUGUCGAAGCCUGUUCUAUGGAAGAACAACCGUGACGAACCGAUCUUGGUGGAUACCCUUCGGGUGCAGCGAGCUCGUUGGUUCAGGGACGCGUUCGACGAGUUGUCCAGGGAGGACGUAUCGAUCGGGGAUCGCAUAAAGACGUUGUCACGUCUCAGGAACGAGGUUGAGCCCCACACUUGCAGGACGUCCGACGAGUUGAUACGUUUGCUGGACCAGGAGAUCGGUCUUCUCACUCGUAAUAUUCGCCGGAGUAAAUUAAACUGGCUGAGAGAGCGAUCGAAGAUGGCCUUCCUGGAAUUAGCUAGGAACUCCCUCAUGAACGACUUCGAAGACUUCCGACACUCUACAUUUGCUCGUAAAAUCGUUUGCAGGAGCUGCAACAGAUUACUGCCGGAGGAAAAAUUUGUACGACGUUCUUGUUGUAAUUAUUGCUUGUACAUGAGGAUCUCUAAGGGUCCUCGGGUUGUAUAUGGACAGUACGAGAUGUUGCUUCGAGAUGUUAGACGCAGGGAAACUAAGAUGAGAUGUUACAGUAGUUUGGCGUUCGUGGUUGAUGAGAAACUUGUCUAUCAUUUGGUGAACGACAUUUGGCACGGGAAGUCCGCGAUCUCGGAGGAUGAUCGUUUGGAUCAGUUGAGAUUGGUGAGAUUUCGGAAGGAGGAGGAAUGGGCACCGUGGAAUUGUCUACCAUUGACCGUAAAGGAAGCCUCGCUGCAUUGGAAGGUCGACGAUUUGCAGAAGUUUUACGGCGCGAUGAUGCUGCAGAAGUUUCACACGAAGAAUCUGCAGGCGAAAAUUCGAUUUCGGUCUAUGUUCGAGUUUAGGUAUAGAUAGAAUAGUAUGCGUUCAAACCUUGCGCAAUAAUCGCCCAGAAAAAGUUAAUGAAUCGCAGAGUACUAAUCGAAAAAGCAAAGCAAAUCGAAAUGGCGGAAUAAGUUUUCAAAGGAUCGUACGUAGAAGAGGGUCGAGAUUAAUCCGACUGUUCCUCGAGUUCUCAUCAAUGUUUGCAUGCAAGAUUGUCAAAGGAAUAAUUGAUAGAUUAACAUACGUACCUGUCAGAAGAGUGUACUGGAUACGGUUUCCAAUUAACGGGAAAAGUGGUUCUCUUUGAGGGGUUGAGUCUCAGCAUGUAACGAGAAAAGUGGUAUUCUGUGAAUAGAGAAGUACUAUUUUUAACAAGCUGUGUAUGGUUCU
Messenger RNA from Megachile rotundata (alfalfa leafcutting bee), 2431 nucleotides. Its product is annotated as IQ motif and ubiquitin-like domain-containing protein. Gene Ontology annotation, biological process: cilium assembly; flagellated sperm motility. The record is from RefSeq and is a predicted model, not a curated record. NCBI's taxonomy places the organism in Eukaryota, Metazoa, Arthropoda, Insecta, Hymenoptera, Megachilidae. Gene Ontology annotation, cellular component: acrosomal vesicle; motile cilium.